Molecule: messenger RNA, 1419 nt
Organism: Brassica rapa (field mustard)
Lineage: Eukaryota; Viridiplantae; Streptophyta; Magnoliopsida; Brassicales; Brassicaceae
Product: glycerol-3-phosphate acyltransferase 9
Biological process (GO): triglyceride biosynthetic process
Cellular component (GO): endoplasmic reticulum
Molecular function (GO): glycerol-3-phosphate O-acyltransferase activity
Source: RefSeq, a predicted model, not a curated record
UAACUAGGUUUCUCGUGAAUUGGGCUCAAUAAUAAUUGGGCUGGGCCUUUUAUACUUAAUGAGUCUUCCCUCGCUUCUCUUCACCACCACCACAACCAAUUCACCCGGCGAUCGGAACAAUGAGCAGUAGGGCGGGGAAGCUCGUGACGUCAAGAUCGGAGCUUAACAUCGAAGAUUACCUGCCUUCGGGUUCCUCCAUCGAAGAACCUCGCGGCAAGCUCCGCCUGCUUGAUCUGAUCGACAUCUCGCCAACUCUCACUGAAGCUGCUGGUGCCAUCAUUGAUGACUCAUUCACGAGAUGUUUCAAGUCGAAUCCACCAGAGCCUUGGAACUGGAACAUUUACUUGUUUCCACUGUGGUGCUUUGGGGUUGUUGUUAGAUACUGCAUUCUCUUUCCCUUGAGGUGCUUGACUUUAGCUUUUGGGUGGUUUAUUUUCCUUUCAACAUUCAUCCCCGUACAUUCCCUGCUGAAAGGUCAAGACAAAUUGAGGAAAAAUAUAGAGAGGGUCUUGGUGGAAAUGAUUUGCAGCUUUUUUGUCGGUUCGUGGACAGGGGUUGUCAAAUAUCAUGGGCCACGCCCUAGCAUCCGUCCUAAGCAGGUCUACGUUGCCAACCAUACCUCAAUGAUUGAUUUCAUCGUCUUGGAGCAGAUGACCGCAUUUGCUGUUAUAAUGCAGAAGCAUCCUGGUUGGGUUGGGCUUCUGCAGAGCACAAUAUUAGAGAGUGUAGGAUGUAUCUGGUUCAAUCGUUCCGAGGCAAAGGAUCGUGAAAUCGUGGCGAGAAAGUUGAGGGAUCAUGUCCAAGGAGCUGACAACAAUCCUCUUCUCAUAUUUCCCGAAGGGACGUGUGUAAAUAAUAAUUAUACAGUGAUGUUUAAGAAGGGUGCUUUUGAAUUGGGCUGCACUGUUUGUCCCAUCGCAAUCAAAUACAACAAGAUUUUUGUUGACGCCUUCUGGAACAGCAGAAAACAAUCAUUCACUAUGCACUUGCUGCAACUCAUGACUUCAUGGGCUGUUGUGUGUGAAGUGUGGUACUUGGAACCUCAAACUAUAAGGCCUGGUGAAACAGCAAUUGAGUUUGCAGAGAGGGUCAGAGACAUGAUAUCUCUGCGCGCAGGCCUCAAAAAGGUCCCUUGGGAUGGAUACUUGAAGUAUUCAAGACCAAGCUCCAAGCACAGUGAACGCAAGCAACAGAGUUUCGCGGAGUCCCUCCUUGCUAGAUUGGAAGAGAAGUGAAUGUAAACGAUAAAGCACCUUCCAUUAGAUAAAAACAAACUCGUGUCUCAUUUGCUUUAGUUUCUCUAUGUUUUGUGAAUCCUUCAAUAGACAACUGACCUUUUGCAUCUUGUUCGUAUACUAGACCGCAAUUGUUCGCAUUUACGAGCUCUUCUGAGUUUGGAAAAGGCUAGGAGAACUGUAA